AGAGAGUAGAAGAUAGAGAGAGAAGUGACUAAUCGACGUGCGAAUAAGUGAUGAGGUUGAGCCCUCUGAAAGUGAAAGAGAAGAAGAGAGAAAGAGCAAAAGAGGGCAUAAAGUGAAGAUUCGAACAACUACAAUCUCUAGAUACAUCUCUGAUCUAUAUUCACAAAAUGCAUCUCGUCGUUAAUCUGACCAAUAUUCGAGUUUCUGUGGAUUUGUGAAGACUCUACAUUUAUUUGUUUAUAUUUCUAGACAUUCAAUUUUUCCAUAUUCAAUUUUUGGCAAAUCUUCCGUAUUUCAAUAUUGUUUUCUAGAUAAAAAUGAAUAAAAGACCGACGAUGAUAAUUCCUCCAACAGUUGAGAUUUCAACUAUUAUUGAUGUUGCAACACCAUCUUCAUCAGCAGAUACCGAGAAUAGAGGCGACGGCGAAUCAUCAGUUUUCAUCGGUCAGUUGCAGCAUCCGCCGCUUCGACGACGACCCGUCUCAGCGAUGGCCUCGUUGCCAUGGGUAGCCUACCAGGCACCACGCGAAGACGGUACGGACGAUGAAGAUCUAGCUGUAGAUUCAACUCUUUUUCUGUCAACUUCUCCAGGAAUCGGUUUCGGAUCUUCAAUGCCGGGUGGAUCAGUGAGCAGCCUUGCUCUUUCACCACCUGGUCUCUCUCCUUUAAACUUUAAUGACGGAUCUCCAUUCUCACUUUCAUCAACUCCUUCUUCAACUUCAUCUCUUGUCAGAAAUCAGAAUCGAUUCACAUUUGAUCACAUUCCAUUUAUUGGAUCAUCAACUAAUUCAACUCCAGCGACGGCAUCUACUGGACCACCGGGUUUAUCUCCAGGAGGUGCUGCUCUAAAUAUUGAACAUGAAAAAUCUGCAUUUGAAAUAGUAUCCUGUCAUCAUCAAAGCGCUGAAGAAAUUCUUCAACGUGUUCGUCUCGGAACAUCUGGAUCCACGUCAUCAGCCAAUAAUCUGAGGAAUAGUUUAAGUGAAGCUACAACAACAACAACAGGAUCCGUUGAAUCGACUUCUGGAACAGCUGAUGGAUCGGCUCCGGGACAAUACUAUUGUUUUAUUUGCGAGAAAGAUUUUCGUCGUCCUGAUAUUCUAUCAAGACAUACUCGAAGGCAUACCGGAGAGAAACCAUUUAAAUGUGAAGAUUGUGGACGAUUUUUCUCAAGAUCUGAUCAUUUGCGAACUCAUCGGAGAACUCAUACUGAUGAGAAACCAUAUCAUUGUUGUGUUUGUAAUUAUUCGGCUAGACGGCGUGACGUUCUCACACGUCACAUGUCGACAAGGCACCAAGCAAUUGCUCCACCAUCAAUUCUUGGAACACACAGAAAUGUGAGAAGAUGCUUAUCGGAUGGUGAUUACCAUAAAAUGGCUGCACAAGAACUUCGGCAACGUCAUCAAGCAACACGUGAAGAAGUUGAAGUUCCACCAAUGGAAGAUAUUGAAGAUGAUGUUAUUGUGGACGAUCUUUGAUUUAUGAAUAAUUAUCUUUAAUAAUGUAAAUACCUGUGAAAAAUACCGAUUAACGGGUUAUUAUAAGCUUCAGUACCUCUUUUUUGUCCACGUUUUGUUUCUCCUACAACCAAUGUAACUGUGUAUAUUUAUAUAUGAACCCCAUUUCAACUUUCAAGUGAACCAAUCACACAGAAACUCACAACAUUUUUUAAAAUUCUCGUUCAUUUAUAAAUCAUUGUUUUCUG
This is a messenger RNA of Caenorhabditis elegans, 1705 nucleotides long. It is a transcript of the gene klu-2, whose product is annotated as C2H2-type domain-containing protein. Gene Ontology annotation, cellular component: nucleus. The coding region runs from base 318 to 1478 and encodes 386 amino acids. NCBI's taxonomy places the organism in Eukaryota, Metazoa, Nematoda, Chromadorea, Rhabditida, Rhabditidae. The transcript has 10 exons. The record is from RefSeq and is marked reviewed.